Nerophis ophidion (straightnose pipefish) is the source of this 3252-nucleotide messenger RNA. It is a transcript of the gene cdc42ep3, whose product is annotated as CDC42 effector protein (Rho GTPase binding) 3. Lineage: Eukaryota; Metazoa; Chordata; Actinopteri; Syngnathiformes; Syngnathidae. The transcript is spliced from 2 exons. The coding region runs from base 406 to 1542 and encodes 378 amino acids. The record is from RefSeq and is a predicted model, not a curated record.
GGGAGAUUUCAGACAGGAAUAGGAGCAGAGCAGCAAUUGAAAAACAGCUGUCCGGCAGACGUCGUAGUCAACUGAAGUGCAGCCCUGAGGCAGAGACAGGAGGCAGGACGGUGUCAACGCGCCUUUAAGACACGCCACUGAAUACACACACACACACACACACACACACACAGCACAGAGUGCAGGGAUCAGGAACUGAGGCACCACCGUGAAAGAUUAUCCACAUCAAAAGACAUCGACUGGAAUCCUCCGCUCAUUCCUGGCUGCAGCUGUUGAGAAGCAUGUGUGAUACCUGCAUGGCCAACGGGAUAUUGAGAAUGUAACUCCAGCCUCCCCUCGGGGAUCUUUAACAUCCACAAAUUCUACAGCAAUUUCAGCUUUUGUCGGAAUCCUGCAGUCACAGCCAUGCCAGCGAAAGCUCCAAUUUACCUGAAACCCACCAACUCUAAGAAGGGGAAGAAAUGUCGCCUUCGAGACAUUUUGUCACCGGACCUGAUCAGUCCGCCACUUGGCGAUUUUCGACACACUACUCACAUAGGUAGAGAGGGACAGAGAGAUGCUUUUGGGGACAUGUCCUUCCUCCAGGGGAAAUAUGAACUCUUACCAGGGAAGGGGGAACCUCAGUAUGGCGUCCAAAGUGAGUUUCUGCGAACAAACAGUACAGGUGAUGCUUCAUAUGUGGAGACCCCAUCUCCUGUCCUCAAGAACGCCAUCUCUCUCCCAACUAUCGGUGGCUGUCAGGCACUGACUCUUCCACUCGUUUCCUCCACUGUCUUCUCAAUACCUCCUGAGCCGCUGGGCGACAUAACGGGCUCUACAACAGGCUCUAGAACAGGCUCUACCACGGGGUCUACAACAGGCUCAACAACAGGGUCUACAGUGGGGUCUACACUGCCCCAGAAAACUGACAGUGUUGAGGACAUGGAAAUUGUGCAGAUUGACACUUUGUUGCAUCCUACUGACAACUUCAGCAGCAAGGCUCCACGUGUUCCACCAAAACCUGUUGUCCUUCUGGACCUCCUGCAGAAGACGACAAAGCCCAACUCGAAACUCAGCUCAGUCACCAAAGCUAAUAUUGCGAACAAACAAGUAAGUAGGAUUGAGAAGCCAUCUUGCUAUUACAUCCACGGUCACAGUAACACUAACUACAUAGCUAACGGAAGCCUUCACAGCAAUGCAAGCAGCGACAGCUUUGAAAGUUUUUACACAAAAGAGGACCAUAAGACCAAAAUCUACAAUGACAAAGUUUAUAUCCAUAACAAGAGCAAAGUUUUUGGACAUUUUACCAAUGACAUUAACUUGGAGUUCAAGGCGCAGGCGCUCUCCAAGUGCAAUGGAGACUGGGUGGACAGAGACAGCGGUGUGGAGGAGGGACGCAUCUCCGAUUUUGACUUGGACUUUUCCAAAGAGAAGAGCACAUCACAGGAGUCGCUCACUCGAAUCACAGGCUCACUGCUCUCCCUUGAACUUGAUCUGGGUCCAUCCAUCAUGGAUGAUGUGCUCAACAUAAUGGAUAAACCCACAGUGAAGAGCAGGCCUUGAGCAGCACUGAGGAGUAAAGGGAGUGAUCACAUUAUCAAACUUCAGGCAUCAGGAGAGAAAUGACUCAAAAUGGGAAGAUGGCAGAAUCAGGACAUAGCAUUUAAAUGAGAGACGUUAGAGCUCUGUUUGUAUUAUCAAAACCUAUAACUAUUCUGGUUUCUAUGGAGUGUUCUUGUGCUUGAUUAUUUUUGGCCAUGCCGGCAUGUUCAUAUGCAUGUACUGUAGUUACUCUAAUGUGCCUUUAAUUAUCAUAUUGUUGUAAAUAUUAUCCUUAAGAGGCGUUCACACAUCAAGGGUACAUGGCAUUUCUCAAAUCACCGCGAACCACACGUCCAACGAUGUCCCAACGAUGAGAAAGGCUCAUCGUUGCAGAUUGGCCAAACGCACCAAUCUGCUUUUCUACCGCAGAUUGGUGCGGUAGAAACACAGAUUUUUCCUAAAAUGUGGCGGAGUCCUCUACCCUCUACUCCGCAUCAGAAACAAUGCUACCGCGCUAGAACAUGAGAGAAACAUUGAAAUAUAAAAACUAUUUGUGGCAGCAUCUGACAGUUAUGUGUUUCACUUUUGCCUCUCAUUGCUCAAAGUUGUGGUGCGUUCUAGGAACCCUGAACAGAUUUUUCCCCCCAGCCAUCAGACUCAUGAACAAUAACAAGAUCUGGUAGCUCAGUUACAGCUCUUUUUUAUUCCUAUUCUGUGUUAUGUGUUUUAUGUUGCACGAUUGCACCAAGAAAGACUCCUGGUUUGUGAACCCGUUCUCAAACAAUGGCAUUACAAAAAAAAACAUUCUAAAAGUUCCAAACAGAGCCGUCACUUGUUUUUAAAGGCAGGAGAGAAUUAACCUGCAAUAGACGCACUAAUGAUAAUAUAAUAAUGUAUUCUGAUUAUUAUUAUCCACUAACAAUAAUCUUACAUGAAUCAGCUAAUAUCUACACUAUGAAGUAAAAGGAAACUUGACAGAUUUGUAAUCAAAUUUAAGUGAAUAAUCGACACAUUUAUUAAAAAUAAGUCAAAAAUUUGUUUUGUUGUGCAUGUGCACAUUCAGAGUACGCGUAUGUAGGGCGGUGACUUUAGGUUUAGGGUGGUAGCCCAUAAGUAAGUCAAUAAUUUGUUUUGUUGUGCAUGUACACAAACAAGAGUGUGCGUAUGCAGGGCGAUGACAUUAGGUUUAGGGUGGGGUGGGAACCCUUCAGGAGUCUAAUAAUAACGAUAAUUAAGUAAUACCACUACACAAAGCCUAGGGCCUGUCCUGCAUGUCUGUUUUAACACAAUAUUAUCUCAGAUCUUUCGGUUCAAACACGGAUCUUGCUGCUCUUUACAUGGCAAAAGGCAUUUUGAUCAUGGUCCAUUUCAAACCUCCAAGACUGCUACAAAAAACUGAACAUUGUUAAAGUUUUCGUCGGCCCCCAAAGGUUCUCAGGGUUUAUGACUAAUGACGGAUGACCAGGUUUUGUGUGUGGUGUUAACAAACUACCAUUUGAACCGACAAUGUGUGAACGCCGCUUUAUACGUCCUCUUUCAAGGACUUUCAUGCAAUAUUCAUUUUCUACACACAUUUGAGUGGCAGACACGGUUUGUGUUUGGUUGUUUUUGUGUGUUAUUCAAAGCACUGUUAGGGUUUUGUCUCUUCAUUGACUUGGAAUUUUGUAUGACAGGACACAAUGCAUAAAUGUGUUUUGGAAAUGUAACACGAAUAAAAUGUUUUUGUCCGAU